AUGCAGCCUCUUGUUGACUACCACGACAACACUUGCCCCAAGUGCAACGCCGCCAUCGAGGGCGGCGGCAAGACUUGCGGUAGCUGCGGUGCUGCUCGGCGCCGAUCAAAGAGUCUAGUAUGGGAUGGGGGCCACAUGACUAGACAUUGGCACGUGGACAAGGAGGCUGUCUUUGAUAAGACCAGUCAAGAUAAGGAUACCAAGACGGAUAAGCAUCUUGGUUCAAGCUGGCUGAGGAAUGACGGCCAGUUAUAA
Molecule: messenger RNA, 255 nt
Organism: Fusarium odoratissimum NRRL 54006
Lineage: Eukaryota; Fungi; Ascomycota; Sordariomycetes; Hypocreales; Nectriaceae
Exons: 2
Coding region: 1-255 (84 amino acids)
Source: RefSeq, a predicted model, not a curated record